GUGUACUUUUCUGAAAGUUGUCGUCUUGUUCCGCCGCUUACUAUUCGAAUAAACAUUUAUGUUUAAAAUUUUUACAUAUAAACUAUAAGAUAAAUAUAAAUCUGUAUUAAAAAGUUGCUCAGUACUUAUCAAUUAGUGUCAACUUGGCGUUGUUUUAAAAGGACAUUGUAUUGAUUUUGCCAGUCAGUUUGACGCAUGCGCUCAUUGGGUGUCGUAAAAAAGGGUUAGCCAACAUUCCGAACAGUGUCGUUCCGGUCGCCGUUGUCGUGGUGUCGGUGAAGUUAGUGGUGGAAUUUUUACGUGUUUAACAUCAAAAAAUGGCGUCUGGUGUGACAGUUUCGGACGCUUGCAAAACGACGUACGAGGAGAUCAAGAAGGACAAGAAGCACCGUUACGUGGUGUUCUACAUCCGCGACGAGAAACAGAUCGAUGUAGAAACUGUGGGCGAACGCAACGCUGAGUACGAUCAGUUCCUUGAGGAUUUGCAGAAGGGCGGCACUGGAGAGUGCAGAUAUGGCCUGUUCGACUUCGAGUACACGCACCAGUGCCAGGGCACGUCGGAGGCUAGCAAGAAACAGAAGCUGUUCCUAAUGUCAUGGUGCCCCGACACCGCCAAGGUUAAGAAGAAGAUGUUGUACUCUAGCUCUUUCGACGCACUAAAGAAGUCGCUGGUGGGCGUACAGAAGUACAUCCAAGCGACCGACCUCUCGGAGGCCUCGCAGGAGGCUGUUGAAGAGAAGCUGCGCGCCACCGAUCGCCAAUAAGUCAGCAUUUAUCGCCACGACCGACGUGUGGCGCAUCGCGACCGCCCCACGGAAACAACUUCAGCCGCCACAGAAGGACCUCGUGCUUUCGGAUACCAAGACCUAUUGCACGGAGCCCUCGCUCUGUGGCCUUAGUCAGUAUUGUCAGUGGUUCGCGGUGCGGCCCACAGUUUCGCAUGGGUUUUUUUUAUAUAUCGUUUCAAUCCUUAAGCUUUUGCAGUCGAUUCCACUCCGGAGCGGCCUCGCGCAGGUCGGGUCGGAACUCAUGUACAGCUAACUGUGAACCCACGGCCGACUCCGCGACAGCCUCGUAACUAUAGCAAAAGGAAUCAUUAUGUAAUAAUUUAAAUUAUACUAAUUAUUAUAUAUAUUUUUUUCCUAUAAUAUAACUAAAGAGUAAAUUAAGCUCAAACUAAAUUUAAAUACAGCGUACGCGUCUUUUUUAAUUGUAAAACUGGUUAGCGAACGCGGUCGGCUUUUAUACUAUUUAGAUUGUAAUAUAAAGAAUGUACGAUUUUAAUUUCGUUUGAGAUUCAUCUUGCUAAAGGAUGUAAGCUUGAGCUGCGGCUCGAUACAUGGCGGGCGUUGGAUAAGUAUUUUGUAACCGAUUUAUCCAGAAAUACACUCGAUAUAAGAGAAA
Helicoverpa zea (corn earworm) is the source of this 1404-nucleotide messenger RNA. RefSeq names its product cofilin/actin-depolymerizing factor homolog (gene tsr). The transcript has 4 exons. Bases 318 to 764 code for a protein of 148 amino acids. Gene Ontology annotation, cellular component: cytoplasm; actin cortical patch; actin cytoskeleton. The record is from RefSeq and is a predicted model, not a curated record. Gene Ontology annotation, biological process: actin filament severing; actin filament fragmentation; cell motility. Gene Ontology annotation, molecular function: actin filament binding. Lineage: Eukaryota; Metazoa; Arthropoda; Insecta; Lepidoptera; Noctuidae.